Molecule: messenger RNA, 1119 nt
Organism: Rubroshorea leprosula
Lineage: Eukaryota; Viridiplantae; Streptophyta; Magnoliopsida; Malvales; Dipterocarpaceae
Source: the annotation of a GenBank genome assembly
CAAGCCUUAACUUCACAACUCCAUGAUCAAAUUGAGGGGUGUUAGUUUCUUCUUCUUUUCUAUUUCUAACUUGGGGGUUUGGACGGGGAUGGAUGGGGGCUCUCUGCACUUCAAUGUUAAGGAGGAGGUUUUUGACUUUUGUCCUUCCCUCUACCCCUCUCUCCUAUUUAACCUUAACCCAUUGAACUCCAUACCUACCGCCCUCCAGUCUCUGCAGAUCCAUUGAUGGGUGGAUACAGCAUCUUGAUGUUAUUUAGGAGCAGUACUAGGGGCACUCGCCGCCUGCACUCUCCGGCCAACAUAUGCCUUUUUAUUGGGGCCACGUUAGCUUGCUUUUAAGGGUAUGAGAUGCAACGUCUUCGAACCGAAACAACGUGGCCCAAGUCGGGGAGUGCAAUUGGCGAGUGCCCCUAGUAUUGUUCGUUAUUUAGAUAUUUGUUUGUUUUGAUUUCGGAAGAGUAGGGUUUUUGGGAGCUCCCUUCGAUUCAAAACGAGGAGGGGGAGAGAGGGUGGAUGCAGCUGCUGGCUCAUGGAUACCUGUGAGAUGCGCAGGGACGAUCGCGCAGCUCAGGGGUUUGCAUGAAUCUGCAGACGUGCUUGCCUCCUCCCUUCUUUGCUUGGAUUGAAGGGAGCUCCAGGAUUUUUUUUUCUCUUUCUUUUUAUGCUGAAGAUAUACCUUUCUUUCCUUUUUAAUUAAUUUCCACUAUUAUAUUUUUAUUGUAGUUUUAUAUGAGUAUUGAUGCACUAAUCUCUUCCAUACGUGUAAGUUUGAGUGUGUGUUGUUUUGGUUUUUUUUUUUGGGGUGGACUUGUUAUGGUUGCAGGAUUUGAAGAUGCUGUCAAAAGGAGUAAAAUAGGUCUCUUCGAUCGGAUUUUAGGGAAGUUCUGCAACUCAUAUACUUCAUGGCAUGACCCAAAACAUAGGACUUGUAUCAGAAGAACUGGGAAGAGAUUCAUUGUUUCUUUGCCUUUCAUGAUCUCCACAUGGGUAAUGACUCCCCUGUACUGGAUUGUAAAAUAAGUAGGGUUAGAUAGUAAAGUCUCAAUAUUUGGAGGACUGUAUUUCAUCGAAAAGUUUUAUUUAAUAAUGUAUAUUUUGUAAUAAUUUAUAUAUUAUAAU